Messenger RNA from Exaiptasia diaphana, 5565 nucleotides. Its product is annotated as hemicentin-1. NCBI's taxonomy places the organism in Eukaryota, Metazoa, Cnidaria, Anthozoa, Actiniaria, Aiptasiidae. Bases 406 to 4530 code for a protein of 1374 amino acids. The record is from RefSeq and is a predicted model, not a curated record. The transcript has 21 exons.
AAGCCAGCCAUCACAAAAACGACAAGUAAUCCAGUAGUUGCUGAAGGAUCUAAUGUCAACCUUGCGUGCAAUGUCUCUGGAACGCCAAACCUUACUGUCAAAUGGACAAGAAGUGGUAAACCAGAUCGCCUAGGAAAUGUCUAUUCUAUAGGGAAUAUAAAGCGAAUUGAUGAAGGUCUUUACCGCUGUACGGUUKAUAACGGCGUCGAAUGUCCUACAAAAAGUGCUACUAUUAACGUAACUGUCAAUUUMAAACCAGAAAGCACCUCGUUAUCAAGUAGUAGGAGCAAUAACACGUUUUUAAGAGGAGAAAAUGUGACAUUGCUCUGUUCAUCUUUGUCCAAGCCUCAGAGAUGUAACGUUACCUUCUACAACGGCAGUAAUCUUAUCGCACGUUACACGGGCAUGAUUUGUGAUGGUUCAGUGGCUGCAAGGCAUGUGAUACCAUAUAUCGAUGGCUGYGGAUGGAGGAAUUUUUCCUGUAGAGCAGACAAUGAAUACGGCUCAAGUGGCUUAGGUCACGUCGCCCUAACAAUAAAUGUUCCCGCUACUAUCAAUACCACACCAGCAGUAAAUGUCGUUGUCCUUAAGGAAGGAAGCUCCUUGGAUUUAAAUUGUAGUACCACAGGCUGUCCAGAACCAAACAUUUCCUGGACAAAACAAGGUCAUUCAAGGAUUUUAGGGAGCAGAAUAGGAGGCUUACUGAUGCAUAGAUUUUCAAGUUUAGCUAAAGGCGAUACCGGGACAUACACAUGUACCGUUGACAACAGUGUCGUAGGAAGUCCAAUCAUAAAAUCAAUUUACGUCAACGUAACAUAUACACCAUACAGAACUAAAAUGACAAGUACCCAUACGAGAGCCUGUUUAAAUGACUCAAUAACUCUAAAUUGCACAACAAACUCCAACCCAGCAGUCCACGAUUAUCGUUUCUAUUUGAAUGAGCAGGUGAUCCACACCAGCAGCUCAGGGAUUUAUACUUUUCCUGUAGCUCAAUCUGGUAAUAAUACGUAUAAAUGCGAACCUAUAAAUGAAAUUGGACCUGGAGUUAACGCUACCUUAACCAUAAUUACAAAAGAUCCGCCAACUAUCAUGUUUUCCUCUCCAAGCGACACAUUCAUCGAAGGGACAGGAAUUUCUUUGGAAUGCAAUGUAACAGGAACUGAACCACUCAGCGUUUCAUGGAGAAAGAUCGGUGGUGCAUCCUUUGCAGAAGGUUCUGUCAAACAAUUCUCAAGUGUUAGUCGCCAUGACGAGGGAGAAUACCAGUGCACAGCACGCAAUGGGGAUGAAUGUCCUGUGGCCAUCGCAAACUCAACAGUGACAGUUAUAUAUAAACCAGAAAAUAUAUCACUUUCAUCCAAUGCAAGUGAUAUCAUCAUGUCUGGUGAUCCCAUAGAAUUAACUUGUCGAUCAUCUGCUAAGCCAAAGCAAUGUCAAGUUCAAUUCUUUCAAGGCCAAUUGCUAAUAGCCAAUAUAUCAAGAAGUACAUGCUCAGAAACUCACGUGAUAUCAAACAUCAAUGGCUGCAACCAAGAAGSGUUUUGGUGCGUUGUCGAAAAUGAGGCUGGUCGUGGAGGAAGGGUUUUUCACAAUGUCACUGUACAAGUUCCUGCCAAGAUAACAUUGAAGCCUAUGUUAGACACAGUAAUAAGGGAAGAGGGCCAAGCUUUAUCACUGAACUGUACUUCAACGGGUUGUCCAACACCAAACAUCACCUGGACGAAGCAAGGAAUAUCGCAACCUCUUGRAACAACCAUUGGCAGUUUCUUAAUUCAAGAAUUCAAUAAUUUACUGAAAUCACACACUGGAUACUAUAAGUGUUCUACAGAUAAUGGUGUUGACAAAAGUGAUUUAUUCAAGCAAAUCUAUUUGAAUGUAACGUACAAACCUUACAACACAAACAUGACAAGUACCCAUAGCAGAUCCUGUUUAAAUGAUCAAGUGACGCUUUCCUGCAUAACAAACGCAAACCCAGAAGUGCACGAGUAUCGUUUCUAUCUGAAUGAGCAGGUGAUCCACACCAGUAGUUCAGGGAUUUAUACUUUUCCUGUAGCUCAAUCUGGUAAUAAUACGUAUAAAUGCGAACCCAAAAAUCGAAUUGGGUAUGGAGCUAAUGCCACUGUUGUUUUAUUAACCAAAGAUCCUCCAAAGAUAAUAUUCUCGUCUCCAAAUAAGACUUUCAUAGAAGGGCAAAGAGUUUCUUUAGUAUGUAAUGUAACAGGUAGCGAAAUGCUAAACGUUACAUGGAGAAGAAUUGGCAGCGGUUCUCAUGCAGAAACUCCUGUGAAACAAUUUUUAAGUAUUAGUCGUCACGACGAGGCAGUUUAUCAGUGUAUAGCACACGAUGGAGAUGAGUGUCCUAUGGCUACUGCAAGUGCAAAAAUCACUGUCAUAUAUAAACCAGAAAACACUGCGCUGUCUACGUCUACUAAAGUGGCCUGUCAUAAUGACAAGAUGACUCUAAACUGUACGUCGCAUGCAAAGCCAAAUGUACAUAGUUAUAAGUUUUACCGCAAUGGCGUCUUUAUAGCUAAUUCUAGCAACGGACUCUACACGUAUAAUAUGACUGUUAAUGGUACAAAUGUGUAUACCUGUAUACCCGAGAACAMCGUGGGACCUGGUGCCAAUGAUAGUGUAACUGUCCAAGURAAAGUUACCCCAAAGAUCCGCAKUAUCACUGCUAGCCAAGAUGUUGUAGAAGGAUCCAGUCUCACACUGGUUUGCGAUGUCUGGGACAACAGUGGAAAACUUAACGUGUCUUGGCACAAUGACGGUGGCGGUUUAAUUUCCAAUACAUCAACCUACACUUUUAAUAGCAUCCAGCGCAGUCAAACAGGAUCAUUUGUAUGUCAUGCUACCAAUGGAAAUGAGUGUGAAGCUACAUCGAAAAAGACGGUCAUAAAAGUUACAUAUCAACCCAAGAUAACUCAAUCUUCCGACCAAUCCCAGACUAUUGACGAGAACGAUAAUAUUGUUUUAACUUGCAAAGCUAAUGGUUACCCUACCCCUACCAUAACUUGGACAAAGGACGGUGCGUCACAGUCAAUACACACCGGGGAAACGUUCGUUGUUAARGCAACUCCUUCAACUAAAGGAAAGUACAAGUGCUCUGUAUCUAAUGGAGUUGGACAAACACAGAUGAAAGAGUUUACUGUAAAUGUCAUUGGUUAUUGUGAUCAGCAUCAGUGCAGAUCUGGCACCACUUGUGUAAGCAGUAAGAAGUCGUACUUUUGUAACUGUACAUCUGGGUUAGCUGGAAGAUUCUGCGAAAAAGAAGAUUCAAUAAGCACGAGAUUCGAGGUAAACUUGGUGUUUUCGAAGCCGACAUGGAAUAUUGCUUUGAAAGACAAGACAAGUAAAAMCUUUCAAGACAUCGAAAAGAUUAUUUGUGAUGCGAUGGGAAAAAUCUUUGGUAGUGUGCUUCUGAAGUGCUCUGUGAUUUCCUUCAGUAAAGGCAGUUUGGAUAGUAAAGUUGAUCUUCAAUUUAAAGAGUCAAAACUCGAGAGCAUGGUGGAAAAAGCCAUAAAAGACGCAGCUGUUAACGGAACAAAGCUCUCAGAUAACUUGAUAUUGAAAAACUCGGGAACAAUUACAGCRUCCAUCUUCGGUACGGCUUGCUCCAAAGAGCCCUGCAAAUAUGAUGGCGUAUGUAAGGAAGAAGGCGAUGGCUACAAGUGUGAAUGCAAAAUCUUUAGRCAYGGAGAAAAUUGUGAAAAAGGUAUUGGAAUGAUUCCUGGAAUCAUCAUUAUUGUGGCUUGUUUCCUGCUUAUCAUAAUCGUACUUGUCCUAUUGUGCCUCUACUGUAGACGGAACAAAUCGAACUCCUACGAAAAAGAUAUCGCAGAAAGCGCAACAAAAAUGGAGGAAAUUCGCUAUACAUCUACCAAAGAUCACGUGGCAGCUUCUGAGAACUAYUCAUUUGAAGAGGAAUAUUUAAGGAAAGGACGCUAUGAAGAUCCACUUGAAAUACAAAAAGAAAGCSAAAAGGAAAAAGAAAGAGAAGUCAACAAUGGAAGCGUUACAUUUCAAACUUUUAACAAGCACGACGACGAACAACCAGUAAAGACAACCUCUCAAGGUGCACUUUAUACUGAUAUUAUCUCUGCAAUGAUGAAUACACCUGAUGAAUUACAGAACGACGAAAGCAUACUCGUGGAAGGUACCAUURACAAGGAAGAUGAGAAUAAGAACAUUGAAAUGAAAGAUGUAAAGCCACAUUGUGAUGAUAGUCCACUAAUAGUCUAUUCACAUGAGCCGCCAAAAGACGAACACACUAAUGACGAAGUGAUGAGCGACAAACAAGAUGAGAAUGCGCCUGYACAGCUUACGGAURCUAAUAUGGAUGACGACCAGAGUACGCCGACCAAACCUGUCAUGGAUUAUAAUGUAGACGAAAAUGAGCCCGCACAAGUUCUAGAAGAGGAAGGAAUCGAAAAUGCGUAUGUGAUUCACAAUGGCAGUUGGAUGGAUCCAAAGGAAAGUGAAAGUUAUUUAUAUCCUCAUUUAAACCUGUCUGACAGUAGAAUGUAGUCCAAACAACACCGAGCAUAAACAGCUUCAUAAAAAAGUAUCGAAACUAGACAACAUGAAAGUCAACAUCAAAUAAGGUUUGAGUGGUCCAACAAAUCUAAAAUGAAUGGUUCUUGCCAUAUGUUGAGGAAAUAUGCRAGCCUAAAUUUGAUUUAAGCRCUGGAAUUUCUCAYUAGAAUAUCCCUCACACUGAUGAUCUAUAUCUCCUUUAGUUUCGGUACUUUUUUUAGCGUCGUCACUCGUUGCUGGAAAGCUGGAUUAUAAAUCAAAAGCUCAUAAUGUGGCUCAAAACGUUUUUAUAUGGCAAAUUUUUAUUUUAUAUAAACAAAUUGUCAGUAUCAAACACGAAUAAACACUGUACAAUCACUUUUCUAGCACUGACAAUAAAACAUGAAUGCAYCAACAAUGUACCAACAUACUACUCUCACGAUACAAUAAUUAAUAUGCAAAAACUGACAACAUGUUAACGCGCAAUGCAUGCAUGGUACCACCAGUACACAAGAUAACAACAUUGUACCAUCACUAGACAACAACUUAGUACCAAAACUGGACGACAUACUUAUACAAUGAUCACCUAUGUACGGAUACUGCAAAAUAGAUAAUAUAAGUACAGUGUGCUAAAAAUGUUUUUACAAAUCUCAAAAGUAGAUGUUUUUGAUUCAAAGGUGUCUUCAAUUUUUUCGAAGAUAAUAUUCCAAAAACAAACUAAAGUUAAGUGAGCUUAACGUCAUUAAUAGACAUUUUAUUGACUGUCCGUUAUAUGUCUUUUUUAUSUUUUUUUUAUAACCCAUCAAUGUUUGGAAAAUGCAGUAAUGAUCCAAAAAUUUMAUAUAGUAUCGAUUCCUAAGCGAGGAAGGAAACCGGAUGCAUAAAAUCAAUUAGUUUUCCUUUGAUGUUUAGAUAAAAUAAGCAAUAGAAUGAUAUAUUUUGAGUAUCGCAAGUCAGCAAUUUCAGCGUAAAGAUUGCGUUUUAAUGUUUUAAUUUAGUUUAUUUUGACCUUAAUAUUUAAUUAAUGGGUUCAGAGUGAAGUCAAAA